Molecule: messenger RNA, 3477 nt
Organism: Girardinichthys multiradiatus
Lineage: Eukaryota; Metazoa; Chordata; Actinopteri; Cyprinodontiformes; Goodeidae
Product: serine/threonine-protein kinase tousled-like 2
Exons: 21
Coding region: 595-2685 (696 amino acids)
Biological process (GO): chromosome segregation; intracellular signal transduction; peptidyl-serine phosphorylation
Cellular component (GO): nucleus
Molecular function (GO): protein serine/threonine kinase activity; ATP binding
Source: RefSeq, a predicted model, not a curated record
GUAUAAGUUUCUUAUCCAACCAGCUGCAGCCUUGAUCACAGUGUGUAUUGUAAAUCGGGGUGGAGGUUACAUCAAACCAGCACUGGGCUUGGUAAACAUCAGUGUCAGUUUCCUCUGGAGCUCCUUAGCGGCCUUGACGAUACUGGAGGUUGUGAUCUUUUGGUAUGAGGAAAAAAGGAUGGAUUUAAACACACCGACUGCUCCCGCUUUAGAUGCUAGAUAAUGCAUAUAGAUUAGAUCAAGGGAGGCAGAAAUGUGACAACACUUGUUUAAGGGGAUUCAGAGCACUGACAGCUCACGGCCUGCCCACGCAGGGGCACCGACUCCCACGAGGAAAACCCGAGGACCUCGGCCUUUCCGUCCGGAUGACACCGGCAAGAGCGAGCCGCCCCGCUUUGUGUAGCUAGCAUUAGCUAAGCUAACAAAUGUCUCCUUAAAUUCGACUUAAUUGUAAAUGGAUAUCUCAGUUCAGACAAAGUCAUUUCGGGUGGUUGGACCGAGGAGCUGUUGAUGAGUUUGCUGUCUUCGAAAUGGACGGACGACAUCUCUUCUAAGACCGUGUCUGGCUGUGAAAACUGCUAAGGUUUUCCAGGGAUGAUGGAAGGACUUCAUAGCCAGAGGCUUAGCUUGGACCCACGCCGGCUGGAACUUCUCGAGGCCCGAUUCACUGGUGUGGGUGUUGCCAAGACCUCUGCCAACAGCGAAUCAUCAAACCAGUCUCAGUGCAGCGCUGGGUCUCUGAGUGACAAGGAACCAGAGACUCUGGAGAAAAAGGCCAGUGGGAGAAGCAAGAAGAGAAAAGGCGACAUCUUCGACGGCAGCAGCCAAGGAAAGGGAAAGGGGCAAAAGCUAAAUGAAUAUUUUGAGUUUGCUGGUAGCAGUGGCUCUGGCACCAGUCCUGCACGAGGCGUCCAUUUGCUGCUGCGCUCUUCUUCACAGUGUUCUCUGUCUUAUCCUCCGAACGGCAGUCCUUCAUCCAUAGGCUCCGCCCACACCGACUCUUCUUCCUGCAGCUCAUUCAAGACAGCCCCUACAACUUCCUGUUCACAUAAAGCAAUCCAGUCGGAUCUGACCCUGCUGAAACUAAAAGCAAUAGAGAAGGUCAAGAACUCUGACCUGGAGAAGACAGAAGGGAGGAUAGACGACCUGGUGAGGUCUAACUGUGACCUCAGGCGGCAGGUUGAUGAGCACCAGAAGAUGCUUGAGCGCUACAAGGAGCGGCUGAACAAAUGCGUGAAGAUAAGCCAGCAGCUGCUGAUUGAGCAGUCAAAGAGGGAGAAGAUGAAUUGCAGGGACAAGAGCAUGCAGGAUCGUCUGCGUUUGGGUCACUUCACCACCGUGCGACACGGAGCAUCCUUCACAGAGCAGUGGACCGAUGGAUACGCCUUCCAGAAACUCAUCAAGCAGCAGGAGCAAAUCAACGUGCAGCGGGAGGACAUUGAAAGGCAGAAGAAGCUUCUGGGAAAGAGGAAACCUCCAACGGUCCAGAUGCCUCCACCCAACAUAGAACAGAACAAGCGAAAGAGCAGAAACAAUGGCCAGGAGAAUGAAACGUUGUCGCUGGCUGCGUACCGGGAACAAGAGGAGAUUUUCAAACUUCGAAUAGGCCGUUUAAAAAAGGAAGAAGCAGAGCUCCAGGCAGAGCUGGAACAGCUGGAGAGGGUUAGAAAUUUGCACAUUCGGGAACUCAAGAGAAUUCACAAUGAGGACAGCUCAUCAUUUAGAGACCAUCCCACACUGAAUGACCGAUACCUGCUUUUACGUUUGCUAGGAAGAGGUGGUUUCAGUGAAGUUUUCAAAGCUUUUGAUUUAACAGAACAGAGAUAUGUAGCCAUCAAAAUCCAUCAGCUCAACAAGAACUGGAGGGAGGAGAAGAAGCAAAACUACCACAGACACGCCUGUAGAGAGUACAGGAUCCACAAAGAACUCGACCAUCCUAGAAUAGUCAAACUCUAUGACUAUUUCUCAAUCGACAGAGACUCGUUCUGCACAGUGCUGGAGUACUGUGGAGGCAACGAUCUGGAUUUCUACUUGAAGCAGAAUAAAUCGAUGACAGAGAAGGAGGGACGCGCCAUCAUCAUGCAGCUCGUCAACGCCCUCAAGUAUCUCAACCAGAUUCGGCCACGCAUCAUCCACUAUGACCUCAAGCCCGGGAACAUACUGUUGGUUAAUGGCACGGCGUGCGGUGAGAUAAAGAUCACCGACUUUGGCCUGUCUAAGAUCGUGGAUGGUGACAGCUCCGCAGACGGCAUGGAGCUGACUUCACAAGGAGCCGGAACCUACUGGUAUCUACCACCUGAGUGCUUUGUAGUGGGGAAAGACCCACCAACAAUAUCCAAUAAGGUGGAUGUUUGGUCGGUAGGGGUCAUCUUCUACCAGAUCCUAUAUGGGCGCAAGCCGUUUGGUCACAACCAGUCCCAGCAGGAUAUCGUCCAGGAAAACGCCAUACUCAAAGCUACUGAAGUGCAAUUCCCCCCAAAACCCGUCGUCACUACAGAGGCAAAGGCCUUUAUUCGCCGUUGCCUGGCUUACCACAAGGAGGACCGCAUGGACGUUCUGCAAUUGGCCAGUGACCCCUUCCUGAUGCCCAAUAUUCGUAAAGCCCUGGGAAGCAACACAGCACCUGUGCUGCCCAGUCCCUCCACCUCCAGCUGCUACAGCAGCAGUGCCUCCAACUCAAGUUAGCAUGAAGAACAUAGUGGAAAACCUAGAGGACUACGGCAGCAACGUGGAGACAUUAUACACGUGUGUGUGUGUGUGUGUGUGUGUGCGCGCGCACAGGAAAGAGGGAUUCUAAAAGUAUGAAUGGAGGGUGACAUGAGGGGGUUUAAAAUGUGCCCCCGACUGUUCUCCAACUGGUCCACACUGCAGGGCCAAGCCUCUAUCUUUGGGCUCAAUAGAACCCAAAGAUUUGCAGAUACGCAUGCACUAACAUAAACCUUGGCUUACUCAAAGGGACUUUCUUCAUGCUAAAAUAAAGAGCAUUUGGAAAAUUUUGCACAAUUGACUCGCUUCUAAGUAUGGCGUGGAAAUCCUCACGGUCAUACUCGGUGGUUUACAGAAGAAAAAGCUUUUAUAAUGGUUCAUCCCAUACUGCUUGGAAUCUAUGAAACUCAAUCCUAACUCUAUGGGUCUGUUUCAAACAUGUAUACCUGGAGGAUUGAAGAGCUGCGAGUGUUUUCGGGAGUGGCUGAUGAUGGAGAUUAAAGCAGCCUUGUUGACUUGAAAUCAUUGAAAAUGUAUUCAUGACUUGAAACAAAAGAGAACUGAUUAUGGAGAGAAUGAUUAGUUUUGACCUAUUUUCUGUAACUGUACUUGAAGUCAGCUUUUUAUUUUAAUGAAGUCCAUAUUUUUCCAUUAGAUGUCCCCCUCCUAAUAUUGCUAACCUGAAAGGGAGGGGUUGACUCUGGGUGAGUGUUGCAAGUUGUGACUCAGCUGAAAUAAUUAAUGAGAUCAUUAAAAAGUAUUUGGUUAUCA